UAGACGGUUAGAAACGGGUGUCUGCUCAUCCGGUUUUAAUGGACAUUUCCAGUAUUUAUUCAGUCACAAUGGAUAAAGCAUUUGUGCUGCACUCCGAUAAAGCAGAGGACGUUGCUACGUCUUCAAGCUUCCGUCAGUUCAAGAUAGAACACUUUCAUUUGGCUUUAAAAGUUAAUUUCGAAAAGAAAUGCUUAUCGGGAGCUGUAACCCUGCGUAUACAGUGCAUUCGGGAUUCUCAGAGCGAGCUGCUUCUUGACAUUCAUCCGACACUAAACCUACAUGAUGUGUCGUUUAGUCGUAAUGACCAGCAAUGGACAACAGUCGAAUUCCUCACUCGUGACUUUACAAGUUACGGCACUACACUGGCUGUGAAAUUUCCAUUCCUUUGGAAUUCAGAGGAUAAAUUUCUGCUUUCCGUCAAGUAUGCCGCUUUUGAUGGACCAGGGGUGUGCUGGCUGGACCAAGAGCAGACUGCAGGAAAGCUCAAGCCAUAUGUCUUUACCCAAGGCCAGGCUGUGCUCAACCGUUCCUUCUUUCCUUGCUUUGAUACUCCAGCGGUAAAGAGCACCUAUUCUGCAGCAGUAGAGGUGCCUGAUGGCUUCACAGCAGUUAUGAGUGCCACCAAAUGGGAGCACAGGAAAACAGACAACACUUUCCUGUUCCGCAUGGAGCAGCCCAUUCCUGCCUAUUUGGUGGCAUUGGCUGUUGGGGAUUUAGUUUCUGCUGAAGUAGGUCCAAGGUCACGGGUGUGGACUGAACCAUGCUUAUUGGAGGCUGCCAAGAAGGAAUAUGAUGGCGUGAUUGAGAAAUUUCUGUCAGUAGGAGAAAAGCUCUUCGGACCCUAUGUUUGGGGAAGGUAUGACGUGCUGUUCAUGCCUCCAUCAUUUCCCUUUGGAGGGAUGGAGAAUCCCUGCCUGACCUUUGUCACUCCAUGUCUGCUAGCAGGGGACCGUUCCCUUGCAGAUGUCAUCAUCCAUGAGAUCUGCCACAGCUGGUUUGGAAACCUGGUCACUAAUGCUAACUGGGCAGAUUUCUGGCUCAAUGAAGGCUUCACUAUGUAUGCUCAACGCAGAGUCUGUAAAGAGCUAUAUGGGGAGGCCUAUACCUGUCUUGAAGCGGCGACAGGUAGAGCUUUACUAAGACAACACAUGGACAACACUGGAGAAGACCACCCUCUUAACAAACUGCGUGUCAAGAUUGAACCUGGUGUUGAUCCUGAAGACACAUACAACGAAACUCCCUAUGAGAAAGGAUUCUCUUUUGUGUCCUAUCUGGCCCACCUUACAGGGGACCAAAGCUGCUUUGAUGCUUUCCUUAAGGUGUAUGUUGACAAGUUUAAGUUCCGCAGUGUGAUUGCUGAAGACACUCUAGAAUUCUACCUUGAGUAUUUCCCUGACUUAAAGAAAAAGAGCGUCCACAACAUUGAAGGAUUGGAGUUUGAUAGCUGGCUGAAUGUUCCUGGUUGGCCCCCGUACCUCCCUGACCUCUCAGCUGGCCAGGCUCUGAUGAAGCCAGCUGACCAGCUAGCUGAACUCUGGGGGGAAGACGGUGUAGACAUUACUACCAUCAGUAAGAUUGAUGUAGAACCAUGGAAGACUUAUCAAACUGUUUAUUUUUUGGACAAGAUCCUUGAGAAAUCUCCGCUCCCUGAUGGUAAUCUCAAAAUGCUAGAGGAGCAAUACCCACACAUUGUGAAGUCCAACAAUGCUGAGCUAAGACUACGCUGGGCUCAGAUUGUUGCAAAAAACCAACACAAACCUGGAUAUCAACAUGUACGCAGUUUCCUCAGUUGGCAGGGGAAACAGAAGUACACAAUACCUGUGUAUCGAGCUCUUUGGAACGGAACAGAGGAAACAAAGGCUCUGGCUGCAGAGAUUUUCUCUGCCACUUCCCAUCAGCUCCAUGUUAAUGUUCGCAAAUAUGUGAAAAAGAUAAUGGUUUGAGCUUUCAGAUAAAUAAGUAGAACCUCAUUAAUCUGUUUUUAAUUACAAAGAGGAAAUCAACAUAUUUGGCAAAACUACUUAAUUAUAGUACUAGGAACCAGACAUCCGAGGCCUUUAAUGGCUCUAAAAGCCACAUCCCAUUAAGUUAUUACACAAAAUGGAUACCUGAGACACUUUUGUGAUAGUUUUGUUAUAAAGUUUUGGUCUCUUUUUAGUAUAAGCUAAUACUCCAGGAUUACAUCCAUUUGACCCUCAAAACAGCAUUUUCUACUGAGAUCAGUACAUGAGAGCUAAUGUGUUUUUGUUGUUACUAGCCAUGAGAAGAGUCUGACUGCAGAGCCGCAGAUAUACAUGCAGCGGUUUCAGGCCAGUGGAAUGCAUGUACAGUAGGACAGCAGGACUGUUCCACGUAAACAAAACCCUUAUAGGAAAAUUGAGUGGUAUGAGUGUUUACAUUCAAAUUAUAACCAGUGGCCAGUCUCCUCAUUUGUAAGGUCUCUGAUGUGAACAGCAACUUUGUGCUGGUUGUAUGUGUCACCAUGCAUGUUACCAUUUUGGAAGAGAUAUCAGUGCCAAUUAUACAAAUCAACCACUGCUAACAGGUUAAACCAUAAGCCAAAACUACAAAACCAUUAGAAACAAAAAGAAACACUUAAUAGUUCCUAUGUUUUUUGCCUAAAGCUUUAUGCUCCGUUUAAGCAUACUUAAAGUAAAGUUUUAUUCCUACACAUGUAAUGUGAGUGUACACAUAAAGACAGCAUAAUAAGGGUAAAUUAAUUGAGCUGUAUAUCUCUCUAACCUGUCACUUUACCCAGGCCACAUCAGCUGUAGUUUGUGUAAUAUUUGCCCUAUGAAUCUCUAUAUGCAUUCAAACCAAAUUUUCUUUCAGCUUAAUGCUUAAUAUAUAACAUUAGCCUGACAACAAAUUUCACAUAUUUAUUGGAAACCCACAUAAACUGAAUGAAAUGUUGAUUAGCCUAAAACUUUGCUAAGAAAAACCAAAACAAGUUUUGGUGCAUGUGCUGAAUGGCACUGACUUGAACCUGCUGGAAUGAAACUGGAGAACUUGUAGAGAGCAGAAUUACGACGCACUCCUGAAGGAGUCCAAAAUAAAUGGGUUAAGGCAGAGCAUUUGAACAAAAUCAUAGUUUAUAAAUGCUUGAACAUGAAAUGCCAGCAUUUGAAGAAAUGCGCUUUGCAUUCUUUCACUGGUCUUGAGUAGUCUUUGUCAGUUUUAGUUCAGUUUGUAGAGUUGUUCGACUGUGAUAUUUGUGUAGCUUCAAAACAAUUAGACACAACUUCAGAAUGCGUGUUACUUGUAAUGGCAAUCGAAUAAAACACUCCAUACUGUUUUUUUUUCUCUCUAUUUAUUUUUGCAUCCUGGUACAGUGCAGUUCAAAACCACUCUAUACAAUUAAACAGCAAGGUGCAACUGUGAUCUAUCACAGUUCCUGUGAUUAAUAGUCACAUAAGCCAUGAGUUUUGCAUUAAUCUGCAUUAAUAGUCAGCAUGUGCCAUGUAACGCUGCCUACCUAAACAACAUGUUUGGUACAUGCAAGGUAUUGUAAGGACAAAAUAGUGCCCAAAAACACAUUUUACUAUUAUCAGUGUGAUAUAUAAAACCUUAUAAGACGCGUGUCAUAGUUCACUGGUCAUUUUGGAUAGCAGACAAAAUGGUGAUAUUUGUAGUGUAGACAUAUGGAUGUCUGGUUCCUAGUACUAUAAUGAACAAUUCUGACUCUGGUAAUUUCUCUAGAAGGGUGCAUUUCACACCAAACCACUGUGAAUGGUUUUGUUUACAUCUAAACCACUAAAUGAUUAAAUAGCCUAAUUUGCUCAUGCUAAAUCGGUGGAGUUCCCCUUUAAAGAAUGUUGUGGGAUACUGAAAAAUAUUUGAACGCUUUUCUUACAUUUUCCUUCUGUUAUGUUCAUACUGAUUAUGAAGAUUAGUGAUUUGUUUACCUAAUUUGUCAAUAUAUAAUUUGACUUUCUAAAGUACUUGCCUUGUUCUUUCUUAAUUCUGACAACUAAUAAAAGCAAAGAUUAUAA
Pygocentrus nattereri (red-bellied piranha) is the source of this 3992-nucleotide messenger RNA. Its product is annotated as arginyl aminopeptidase (aminopeptidase B). Bases 39 to 1943 code for a protein of 634 amino acids. Gene Ontology annotation, biological process: proteolysis. NCBI's taxonomy places the organism in Eukaryota, Metazoa, Chordata, Actinopteri, Characiformes, Serrasalmidae. Gene Ontology annotation, molecular function: metalloaminopeptidase activity; zinc ion binding. The record is from RefSeq and is a predicted model, not a curated record. The transcript is spliced from 11 exons.